AUUCGGGUCUUCGCCGCUGAGCAGUAAUCUCAUAUUCUCACGUGCUCACAGUCAUGACUUUGCGGGAUGCACUACUAGCUGGUCUGUCCAGCCUACCAGGCACUCGUGAGUUUCACCUCCAUGUCUUAGUCUCAUCACCCAGAAAGCACGGGGGCCUUUUUCCAUUUGCAAAUCCACGACCAAGGACAUAUUUGCAGGACAUAUUGAUUCUGCUAUCCGAACAAACCACACCUGACUCCUCUCGCGUAUUCGUCUCCGCAAUUGAAGCAUGCGUCUACAACGUCCCAUCGACGUCCUGCGCAAUCCUAUACAUCUCGAAAGUUGAUUCUACUGGUCAAGCUACAGCACCCUCUCCCACCCCAGCUCUCGUUCGCGCACUUCUACUUUUCUAUGCAGACCCUGCUACGCGUCCCAUCUCUGUUGACCAUCUCUGGAUUCACCUGUUUGCUCGAGCACAAACUCAAUAUCUAUUCCCCAACUCUUCAGAAUACCCAAACAAGCGCCCCCUAAGCGACAUCAAGCUCUGUGCUUGGUGGAAGCGACAAUUUAACACCGUCGCAAGCGAGUUAGCUUCUCGAGUGGGCGAGACCUGCCGUACGAAACUGUACUAUAUCCUACCCGGUCUCAGCGAGUUUGAAGCCUUUCACUCGCUGGAGAGGGUAUACCCAUCAACAGGUUCAACGACCAGUUGGACAUACGGACAUCCCUACUCCCAGAACGAUAUCCCCCUACCUUGUCCUUCGGGAGGUGAUUCGCGUCAUCUUGGGCAAUGCAUACCGUCAUUCGAUGAUGACCCCAAAUCUCGCUUCAUAGACGAGAUCGCUUACACAACGGAUGCGGAUGGUGUCAGGUCUCCCGAACGAAAACGUCCAAGAGCGGAUACUUUAAAAGCACACGAAGAAGAAACAGCCGAUGCUCCAGAAAAGAAGGAAGGUCGGAACAAAAAAGAGGAACAGACGAAUAAAGAAGUAAAGAAGGUGUCUGCGGAAGAAUUCUGGGAGCGAAUGUCGUUCCGACAGGAAUGUAUAGCAGGGGCCGUCACGGGCUUUUUCGUGGUAGCUGUCUCUGCUACCACACCAACGCCUCUCUCGAUGAGCGAGGUCUCGCCGCUUGCGCCCCAGCCAGGGCAGGUUUCCUCGCAAAUGAACAAACGUGUAUUGACGUCACUGCUGACCAGCCAUGAAUUUCCAUCUGUGGAAAAGGCGGUGUGGUCGACAAAAGUCAUUGAAGAUUCUAUACGAGGGUUGUGCGAUGGUUUAAAGUCCAAUCCUCGUCCGCUUGUUGCGCCAGAGAGAUCGGGCCGACGAACGCCUGAACCCGACAGUGGUCGAACCACACUAGCACCUCCCAAAACGCCUCCUCCUCGUCUGGUCAAUGGCAAGAGGCCGAUGGUCGACAUAUCUCCCAAUCCAUUUCCAGAGCCGGUUGCUUCUCUGGAGACAUACAACUCGUACAUAUUUGGUUCUAUUGCGGUGAACAAUCUCCUACCGCCGAGAAGGGAUGACGGGGAUGGUACAGGCGCUGGUAACGGCAGACCUCCAGUAAUCACGGUGCUGACAGCGAGGAAGAAGAAGCGGACAAAAUCAUAAAAGGAUGCGCGGGUUCUGCAGGUCAGUCACGGUAAGACCGCGAUUACGUCGCUGGUGUUGACGUACGUACGACUGGCCUUGAAUGAGUUGUAGCAGAGCGUCGCGGGUACCCAUUUUUAGGCUUGUCAUGUUGCUCUUUAUGAAAGUGAUGCUUACACCUCGCGCUAGCUUGAUAUGAUCGGAUCUUGGACCGUGUGCUAGUGCACGGUAACUGGGGUGGUUACGGGGCAAAGUGACUACCAGGCUCGAAGUUUGAUGGCAGAAAGAUUUGAAAUUUGAAUUGAGAUCUAGGUUUGGGAGAACGGACGUUUGCGUUCGGUCGAAGAUUCUCGGGAUUUCAUUAGUUAUCUGUAUGGGCUGAUGCUACGCCUUUACGUCUGAGAGGGCAUCGAUAAGGAGACAAAAAGUGAGAUUUGGAUUCGGGACAUUUGGUUUGGAUGCAGU
Molecule: messenger RNA, 2033 nt
Organism: Suillus paluster
Lineage: Eukaryota; Fungi; Basidiomycota; Agaricomycetes; Boletales; Suillaceae
Product: DUF1714 domain-containing protein
Exons: 2
Coding region: 54-1589 (511 amino acids)
Biological process (GO): DNA damage response
Cellular component (GO): nucleus
Molecular function (GO): histone H3K56 acetyltransferase activity
Source: RefSeq, a predicted model, not a curated record